AUGGAUUCAUCGGUUGCCUACCUAAUCUCUACUCUUUCCCUUAUUUUCAUCGUUCAAGAAUCAUCUAUUCUUGUAUUAGGAGACGCUGGAUUGAUCCAAUCUACUUGUCAAAAGACGCGGUUAUCUGAUCUCUGUACAUCUACACUAAAUGCCGAUCCGUCCAGUCAAGAAGCCAAUAUGCUAGGUCUAGCCAAUAUUACGGUUAAUGUUGCAAAAACCAGAGAUACGAACAUAUCAAAAUACAUACUCGACGAGCUUGUUAAAUCUUAUACUGAUGCAAACGCAGUUAAAGUGGUCACAGGAUGCAAUUCUUUUAGCUCAGCCACUCCUCCACUAGCUUAUCCUGAUGGAUUGGCACAAAGGCAACGCGAUUUUCAGAAUCUAUGUGGUGUUUCUACUGAUAUUGUCCAAGUGAUUAGGAACUCAAAUCCUUAG
Molecule: messenger RNA, 435 nt
Organism: Papaver somniferum (opium poppy)
Lineage: Eukaryota; Viridiplantae; Streptophyta; Magnoliopsida; Ranunculales; Papaveraceae
Product: pectinesterase inhibitor 28-like
Exons: 2
Coding region: 1-435 (144 amino acids)
Molecular function (GO): enzyme inhibitor activity
Source: RefSeq, a predicted model, not a curated record